Synchiropus splendidus (mandarinfish) is the source of this 1748-nucleotide messenger RNA. Its product is annotated as STKc_SGK domain-containing protein. The record is from RefSeq and is a predicted model, not a curated record. Gene Ontology annotation, molecular function: protein serine/threonine kinase activity; ATP binding; phosphatidylinositol binding. NCBI's taxonomy places the organism in Eukaryota, Metazoa, Chordata, Actinopteri, Syngnathiformes, Callionymidae. Gene Ontology annotation, biological process: protein phosphorylation. The transcript is spliced from 13 exons. The coding region runs from base 100 to 1410 and encodes 436 amino acids.
GUGAGGCGGGCAGCGGCGGCGGAGACAGCGCGGUGGAUUCUGAGCUAGUAACAUCACCGGAUUCUUUUUUAUUUUCUUGUUUGAAAUACAUUCGAGUCUAUGUCCGAGUCUGGAUUAUCUCUCGACAUGGCCGUGACCGAGGCUGGGUGCGACCUCACCUACUGCAAAAUGAGGGGGAUUGUUGCGGUGCUCACCGCUUUCAUCAAGGAGAGGAAGAUGGGGCUGAAUGACUUCAUCCAGAAGCUGGUGUCCACCCCACAUAUCUGCCAACACGUUGAAGUCAACAACUUCCUAAAGAUUGAUGAAAAUCAGAACGAGGAGAUAGAGAACGAUUUACUUCCUGAAAGCACCAGGUGCCUGACGUCACAAAGUUCCCUGGCUGAGGAGACACAGAUCAAACCCUGUGACUUUGACUACUUGAAAAUAAUCGGCAAAGGCAGUUUUGGGAAGGUUCUACUGGCUCGACACAAGGAGUCCACCAAAUAUUACGCUGUCAAGGUGCUACAGAAGAAGAUAAUAUUGAAGAAGAAAGAGCAAAAGCAUAUCAUGGCGGAGCGCAGCGUGCUCAUGAAGAACAUCAAACACCCCUUCCUGGUCGGGCUGCACUACUCCUUCCAGACCACUGACAAACUCUACUUUGUCCUCGACUAUGUCAACGGUGGAGAGCUCUUCUACCAUCUUCAGCGGGAGAGGAUCUUCCUGGAGCCCAGGGCGAGGUUCUACUCUGCCGAAAUCGCCAGCGCGCUCGGCUACCUGCACUCUCUGCACAUUGUUUACAGAGACCUGAAGCCUGAAAACAUCCUGCUGGACUCGCAGGGCCACAUUGUCCUCACUGAUUUUGGACUCUGCAAAGAGGGACUUGAACCCAACGGCACAACCUCGACGUUUUGCGGCACACCUGAGUACUUGGCGCCUGAGGUUCUCCAGAAGCAGGCGUACGAUCGAUCAGUGGACUGGUGGUGUCUCGGGUCGGUCCUGUAUGAGAUGCUCUACGGACUUCCUCCCUUCUACAGUCGCAACACCGCAGAGAUGUACAACAACAUCCUCCACAAGGUUCCGGUCCUCAAACCAAACGUCUCCAAUUCUGGCCGAGAGCUGCUGGAGGGUCUUUUGCAGAAGGAUCGCACCAAGAGGCUGGGAUUCAGGGACGAUUUUCUGGAGCUCAAAUAUCAUUCUUUCUUCUCCCCGAUCAACUGGGACGACCUGAUGGCCAAAAAAAUAACCCCUCCCUUCAUCCCGUCUGUGAGUGGCCCCACCGACCUCCGACACUUUGACCCGGAGUUCACCCACCUGCCCGUGUCCUCCUCGCUCUGCAACGACACGCUGACGGUGACCAGCAGCAUCAAGGAAGCGGCGGGAGCGUUCCCAGGCUUUUCCUACGGACCCCCUGCAGAAAUCUCCUUCAUGUGAACACGACGGUCUGCUUCGUCUUAACCGGCCAGAGUGACCCACCAGGUCCAAUAAGAGGAUUCAGACUUGAACUAUGGUGCAGAUCUUGUGUGUAGACGGGGACUCUCAUGUUACAAACACCACUGGAUCUUACCUUCUGCUGCUCAAGACUCGUGCCAAGUGUGUUUGGGGAGGUCACACGGUGGAAUCCCUGGAUGGGCCCGGACCUCACAGCUGCUGGUGAUGUAACAUGGGGAGAAGUGCCUGAGGUUCACAAAGCAGUUUUGGAUGGCAACUUCAUAGAUAAAGCAUUUGCCGUGGAGGGUGAUGCCUUUUUUCAUCAUGUUUUUUUUUUUUUU